Messenger RNA from Dermacentor silvarum, 555 nucleotides. RefSeq lists its product as uncharacterized. Bases 10 to 555 code for a protein of 181 amino acids. Lineage: Eukaryota; Metazoa; Arthropoda; Arachnida; Ixodida; Ixodidae. The transcript has 4 exons. The record is from RefSeq and is a predicted model, not a curated record.
CUUACGAAGAUGAGUCGAAAGAGCCCUAAAGACGCGUCCACGGAUGACAAGGGCAUUCUGGGCCAGUCUAUGGACGAGUCGGUGCUCACCGGUUGGUACAGCGUCAUCAACUGGCUUCUACAAUUCAUACUAACGGAUCCCAUCGACGCCUCCUUCCUUAAGAAAGUCAGUGUGGCCGACUUCAUUGAAUCGAUGGAUCUGUACGUUCGCUACGAGCCCCAGGUAGCUCUGCUCUACGCUCUGGGCAUGAUAUUCUUCGCCGCUGGAAUCGUAGGCAGUGUGCUCUACCCACAGAUGCGCCGACGCCGCAUGUGUGGAGGGGAUCGAACGCAGGACCUAAACGAGAACAUGCGCUGCAUACUACAGGUGUACACGGCUGCCUACAUUGUUGUACUGGCUUGCAUCCUAUUGGGCGCCAUGCUGAUGCUCGCCAGCAUCUUCGAGCUGAAGCAGUCCUCACUUCGACACAACAAGCAAUUCGCAGUAUACGUUGGGGCCGUGAAAACUUUCUUGCAGUCGAUGUCCACCGUAAGCAGGACCCUUGCCUUUCGCUAA